AUGGCGGAUAAUCGUAUUCUGUCUUGUUCCGGUUAUUGGACAGAUCCCUUUGAGUUUAAUGUCUUCAAUUACAUACAAACACCAAAUGUACAAAAUAAUUUCAAUUGGAAUGGUCAAAGUCCAAAUUUAAGAAAUCGGGAGACAAUAAAUUAUCCAAAAUUACAAUACACGACUAAUCAAAAUCCAUUAAUACAAAAUCAAUUAACCAUUUCGAAUAAUGUGCAACAACAAAAUAUAUUUAAUUCAAAUCAAAGAAAUCGAGGUACUGUAAAUUAUCAAACCUUACAAUAUAGUGUCAAUCAAAAUCCAUUAACACAAAAUCAAUUCACUGUUUCGAAUAAUGUGCAAAAACAAAAUUUAUUAAAUAGUGGAACCAUAGGGGACCAAUACCGCAUAAAACAAUACAACACAAAUAGAAGACAAAAUCCUAAACCAGCAUUACAAGGUGUUACAAUUGUGCAAGGUCAUGUUAUAGAAAUUGGUAGACCAUCGUCAGGAAAUUUAGCUACAAACCAACAAUACUCCACUAUAAAACCACCAAGGCGUAACAUUCAGGAAAGAGCAUUAAAUUCUCAAUUGUCUGCAAAUAUUGUUACUAACCAACAGUAUUCCAACAUUCCGAUACCGAAGCGUAACACCCAGGGAAGAUCUCUUACAGGUACAUCAACGUCUACAAAUUUUCUUACAAUCCAACAACAAGUCACAACACAGCGUAAUCCAAAAGUUACAGCUUUCUAUACACCGUCAUCAGUAAAUUUUGCCACAACACAACAAUACUCGAAUAUUCCGUUACGUAAUCGAAACAUCCAGGAAAGAUCAGUUGGAACAUCGUCGUCUGCUAAAAAUCAACAGUUUUCUUCUAUACAGAUAUCUAAUCGUAAAACCCCAGAAAGAGCAACUCGUACACCACCUUCUGCAAAUUUUGCAACAAACCAACAGUUUUCCACCACACAGUUACCGAAUCGUCACUCCCAAGGCAGAGCAAUUACUGCUCCAACGUUUGCAAAUGUUAUUACAACACAGCAAUAUUUCAACAUUCCAGAACCGAAUCGUAAAACCCAAGGAAGAGCUAUUGGAAUACCGUCGUCAGCAAAUUUUGUUCAAAACCAACAGUUUUCCAACACACAGUUACUAAAUCGUAACGGUGGACAAGCAACGGCAAAUUUAAAUACACCACAAGAGUAUUCUAGCAGUCAGCAGCUACCGAAGCGUAACAUUGUAAAUCAUGACUCUGCCAUGUUUGAAAGUAGAUUUGGUGCAGAUGACAAUUUCAGCAGUAAUCAAAGUACUCAUCCAGAUGUCUAUCAAUAUCAAUAUUCCAAAGGAUGGUCGGUACAUGAAGCCUUAAGUGUGAAUGAUCUUGUUAAACCACAUUUGCAAUAUCAAAAAAAUUUAAAAUACUCCACACCAUAUACACCGGAAGCUCAAUACUAUCAAAAAUUCUAUAAUAUUUAUAAUGAUGUUGAAAAUCAUGGUAGACAAGAUUUGAUUCAAUACGAAAAGGAAUCUGUUAAUGAUGAUUUUAAUGGUCGUUCGAUUGUAGCGCCCGGUCAAUACCCUCAUAUGGCUGCUAUAGGAUUUUUAUCGAAUGAAGACAAAAUUGAAUUCAAAUGUGGCGGCAGCUUGAUAAGUGAUUUAUUCGUGAUAACAGCAGCUCACUGUUGCUAUUUAAGUGGGGAAACUCCUAUUAUAGUUAAGUUGGGUAUUAUAAAUCUAAAAGAUCAAACCGGCAAUAGUAAUCCUCAAAGACGUGCCAUAAAAGAAAUUAUAGUACAUCCAAGUUAUAAUUCCAACACCACUUAUCAUGAUAUAGCUUUACUUCAACUACAAAAACCAGUGGAAUUCACAAAGUUUGUACGCCCUAUUCUCCUGUGGACCAGUGAUCAUAUACCUUAUGAACGUGUAUUUACCAUGGGCUAUGGUUCUACCAGUUUUGCCAAAGCUCCCACUAACAUACUAACGGAAUUAAGUCUUUCGUUAAUACCCUGGCAGAAGUGCAAACAAUCCUUGCCGCCCAAUGAAAAGACACCGCAUGGCAUAACAGAGACUCAACUUUGCGGUCGCGAUUUAGAAAAGAAUCGUGAUACAUGUCAGGGUGAUUCGGGUGGACCACUACAGUUAAAUUUAGAACAUCGUAAGCAUCGCAAUACAUAUCGUUAUUAUCUUGUAGGUAUUAUAUCGUAUGGAGACUUUUGUGGCAGCAAAAAGCCGGGUGUCUAUACACGUGUAUCAUCGUAUUGCAAGUGGAUUGCUUCAGUAGUUUGGCCCGAAUAUUUUGAAAGUUUUAAAAAAUAAUU
Messenger RNA from Lucilia cuprina (Australian sheep blowfly), 2297 nucleotides. RefSeq lists its product as uncharacterized. The transcript has 5 exons. NCBI's taxonomy places the organism in Eukaryota, Metazoa, Arthropoda, Insecta, Diptera, Calliphoridae. The record is from RefSeq and is a predicted model, not a curated record. Gene Ontology annotation, molecular function: serine-type endopeptidase activity. Gene Ontology annotation, biological process: proteolysis. The coding region runs from base 1 to 2295 and encodes 764 amino acids.